UGGAAUGAAGUAUAACCAGUUUUGAGAGCGUCGAUAUCAGUCUUGUGAAAGUUUUUAAAAGGGGCUCAGUAAUCAGGUAUGUAAUCGAGCGACUGUAGAAACGACUAAACUACUUAUCUUAAGUUGAUGUCAAUAGAUAGUUUAUCUCUCAGUUCGACGGUGUAUUUAAAGCAUAUUUUAUUGAGAAAGUCUAUGAGUCGAAAUAAACUGUAAAAUGGCUAGUUUUAUGCUGGAGAAAAAUCUUUUAUUAUCCUAUUCAAAAGAAUUCUUUUUUUUCACAUGGCAAUUUAAAGAAUCAGACAUUAAACCUGGCAACUGCAUUUGUAGUUCUAAAUUUCAAUUAGCAGAGGGCAAUAAUUCGUUUCUUGAGAUGAAAAUUAAUGAAAACUUAAUGCUUUUCUUGAAUUUAAGGAAUCCAUCUAUCGGUAUCAAAACUGGAUUGUUCUCUAUCACUGUAACAGACGAGGCCACUACAAUUUACAGCAAAACAGUAUCGAAGAAUUAUUUUGAAGAUGAUGAGGACGAAAUCGAUUUUCUUAUGGACUUCCAGUACGAAUUACCAUCUUCUGUUAAAUAUCCAUUGGUUAUCACCUGUAGUUCUAUCGACUGGAAUGCUGUUGAUGAGUGUGUCAUACAUAAAGAGAACUUAUCACAUUUUAAUAAUUUGCGAGAGCUUUCCUUGCAUUUAAAACAAGUUCUGGAUGAAAACGUUUACUCGGACAUCGUUCUUAAUGUGGAUGGAGACAAAAUCAAAGCUCACAAAUUGAUAGUGCAAGCUCGUUCCCCUGUCUUCCACAAGAUGUUCACUCAUGAAACUGCUGGGAAUCUGAUUGCUAUCUCAGACAUUGGAUCAGAAACAAUGAAAAGGCUUCUCAAUUUUAUCUACUCUGGUACAACGGAUGAAUAUGGCUUUGAAGAACUUUUGGAACUGUACUAUGCUGCUGACAAAUACGAAGUGAUUUCUUUACGAGAUUGUUGCAAAGCAAAAUUGCUGAACCUUCUUCAAGUGGACAAUGCGUGUGUCUUAUUUGUCUUCGCAAACCGACACAGCGACGAAGCUUUCAAAAAUGAAGUGGCGCAAUUUAUCUGCGCGAAUUUUAAAUCAGUGGUCAAAACAGAAUCUUUUGAUGAACUGAGUAAAGACGACAUGAAAUUUCUUACGCGUUUGUAUGUGAAUGCUACAGAAGAGUGAAUAGUUUGCCGAUACUUUUGAUUUUAAAAUUAAGUAUUUAAUGAUUAAUUGACCUAAUUUUACAAUAUUGGGUGAAAUAUUCAUGUGGAACUGCUUACGUGUGGCAUGGAAAAGUGGAAGCAUUUUGCCAAUUUGACGUAAAUAAGAACCUUCUAAAAACGAUGUGCUUAAGCCUAAUUUUUGAAUAGCCUGCAAGAAGUAAAAUGAUAAGCGUAGUACAAGAGAAUAAUCUGUUUUUAAUCUAUUCGAAAAAUUUCUUCUUUUUUAUAUGGAAGUUUGAAGAAUCCCAAAUAAGUCCUGGUUGCACCACUAGGAGUUCUGAAUUCGAAUUAGUGAAAGGAGAAACUUCAUUUCUUGAGAUGAAAAUUGAUUCUGUUUUUUACAUCAAUUUAUGGAAUCCAUCAACGAGCGUCAGAAGGGGACAUUUUACAAUACUGAUAUCGGACGAAAAUGGCUCAAUCAUUCACAGCAAGAAUGUGCCAACCAAUUAUUUUAUCGAGGCAGGAAACAAAGUUGAUUUACUUAAAAGCUUAUUCGACGUACCGCCAUCUGUAAAAUAUCCAAUAACCAUCACCUGCAUCUCUAAAGAUUGGAAUACAGAUGAGAAGAGUGUUAGUUCAAAGGAUUCAAUUCUCUUGAAUAAUUUGCGUGAGCUUUCUCUAGAUUUUAGGAAGGUUCUAGAACAAGCAAUCUAUUCGAACAUCGUACUAAAUGUGGAUGGAGAUAACAUCAAAGCCCACAAAAUUAUAUUGCAAGCUCGUUCCCCUGUCUUCCACAAGAUGUUCACUCACGAAACAGCGGUCAAUCCGAUUGUUAUCUCGGACAUUGGGCCAGAAACAAUGAAGAGACUUCUCAAUUUUCUUUACACUGGUACAACCGACGAGUGCGGAUUCGAAGAACUUUUGGAACUGUACUAUGCCGCUGACAAAUACGAAGUUAUUUCUUUACGAGAUAGUUGCAAAAUGGAGUUAUUGAACUUUCUUCAAGUGAACAAUGCGUGUUACUUAUUUGUCUUAGCUAACCGACACAGCGACGAAGUUUUCAAAAAUGAAGUGGUGCAAUUCAUCAGUGCGAAUUUUAAAUCUGUGGUCGAAACAGAAUCAUUUGACGAACUGGGUAAAGACGAUAUGAAAUUACUUAUGCGUUUGUGUGCGGAUGCUAUGAAUGAAUGAACAGUUUGCCGAUGCAUUUGAUUUUUAAAUUAAGUAUGUAAUGAUUGAUUGGUUAAAUUUCACAAUGUUGUUAAUUUUUCAGUUCUUGUUAUUUAAUUGUGAAUAACACUAAAAGCUGAUGAGUUAAACGAAGUUUGAAUACAUGCAACGUCUUCUUUGUAUUUUGAGUAAAUAUUUUCAAAUGCA
Molecule: messenger RNA, 2550 nt
Organism: Parasteatoda tepidariorum (common house spider)
Lineage: Eukaryota; Metazoa; Arthropoda; Arachnida; Araneae; Theridiidae
Product: TD and POZ domain-containing protein 1
Molecular function (GO): protein binding
Source: RefSeq, a predicted model, not a curated record